Cydia pomonella (codling moth) is the source of this 5381-nucleotide messenger RNA. RefSeq lists its product as uncharacterized. Lineage: Eukaryota; Metazoa; Arthropoda; Insecta; Lepidoptera; Tortricidae. The coding region runs from base 1343 to 2761 and encodes 472 amino acids. The record is from RefSeq and is a predicted model, not a curated record. The transcript is spliced from 7 exons.
GCAUUAAUCUGAAUUAAGAAAUUCCAUCAAGACAGUUAAUGAACCAACACAAUAAAAAAACAUCCUAAACAAAAUAUACAAGCACAGUACACAUACAUCGGGAACCUUCCUUUUGUAAUCUCUAAUUCGCAUUUCAGUCAUAUUUAUGACUCCCCAAUCACCCAUCGAGUCAGGCAGAUUAGAUAUUUAUGCGCCCAAGGGCUUCGGGCGAUGGGGCUGAACAGAUGGAUCAAACAGUUGUUUGUUUAUUUCGAUUAGUUCUUGUAUUUUAGGAAGAGGGGAAUGAAAUGAAUGACGAAUACAAAAUAGAACAGUCAAAUACUUUGGUAAAUAAUUAAUAGUUUAAAAAACACUAGAAAAACACGCUUUCGCGUUCAAAGUCCAAUACGUGACCUUUCUCACGAGUGCAAACACGACUAUGAUACGAUAUUCCAUCAUGGAAUGCCAGUGCCUAUCUUCCGGCUUCAUCAUCAGACCUUGAAACCUUAUCGUGGUCAAAGUUCAUUACAAGACUUUUCUAACAAAUCCAAACAGCUAUGAUACGAUGUUCCAUCAUGAAGUUCCAGUUCAUAUCUUCCGGCUCCAUCAUCAGAUCAGGAAACAGUACCAUAUUAUUGUAUUGUCAUCAGACCUACAUACAGCUGCCAAUUUACAAGACGCUACGAUCCUUGGAAGAUGGUUAAAUUAGCUACCUUAGAUUCCCUAGGUCGACAUAAAGUGUUAAAAAAAAGAAAUACUUUUUUACCACGUCAAUGGCAAAAAAUCAUACGGCUUGCCUGAAGGUAAGCCGCCACCGUAGAAUUUGGACGCCUGAAACUCCAGGAGUGUUUCCAAAUUUAGAAUGAUAUGGUUAAAUCAAUGAACUAUUUGGACGCCCAGGAUGUUCAUUAAACGCCGGCAUCCUUUAUAAUGCCUAGGCCGAUGAAUAAUUGAACUAGAAAUAUUCAACGUUGUUAAACUUAGUGUUCGCGGUAGGCCCUCAGUACCCGUACCAUGAGUCACUCACAGUAUCAAAAUUUCAAAACUGACAUACCUGACUGAUCUAACCUUUGAUAACAUGACAAUACGAGAUCCUAGAUCGUAGACGAGAUCGUGUAUUACAGUGCACGAAUCAGUGCUUAUUUUGAUUUAAAGGUCAUCUCACUUUGAAUAAUUCAAAUCGUACAUUACUACGACAAAUCACGGAUAUUAGUAUUUAGCGGUGUGUACAAUUUUAACUCCUGUUGUAAGCAGGCAAACAUAACAUAUUCAACUUCAAACAUAUCUUUUUCUUUCACAUAACAUCGAUCAAUAAACAAUAAAAUAUUUUAUUGCUUAUGAACUGUUACGUCUGAAUAACUUAAUGUUUAUUGGAUUAGGACGUCAUUUUAAAAAGAAUAUAAUGGCUUUGAAACAUAUACGAGUAUGUGCAGGUUUUUGUGUAGUUGUUUUUAUAUUUUUGGUUGUCAAUAGUUCAAGAGCAGAUAUGGAAGAUAUUUCACCAGACAUUGCUAAACUCCAAGAAAAUAUAUCAGGCGUCAAAAGUUUGAUACAAAAUGUGAUUAAAAACUAUAAUAAAUUGGAGAAACUUGCUGUAUCAGACUCUGUAGAAUCUGAUUAUAACACAAACUCUGAGAAAAAACAAUUCAACAUGGACAAGAGAAAUAAAGGCCGAAUUAAGUUUACAACUGAUUUUCAGAUAUUAAACGGCAAAUCACAUAUAUUUUCUGGUGAAUCCGAGAGGGAAGGUGCCAGUGAAAUUGAUGAGAAAAAAAUUAUCGAUAUAUCGAAAGAAAACGAUAACAUCCGUAAUUUUGAAACGGAUUCCGAAGAAUUUAUAAAAAGAAAACCUAUCUCCCCAUCCAAAUUAGUAACUGAUACUCAAAUAAAAUUAAGAAAUGUUAAAUAUGACAAUGAAUCUAAUGAAGAUGAUAGUUCAGCAGAUAAUGUCAAAGAUUCUCACCACAAACAAAAUUCUAAUAGAGAACCUUAUACAAAGAAAAAAGUUUUAGUCAUCCACAUGGCAAAAGAAAAACCAAAUCAACAUAAAAAUCGUGCAACAACUGCAAGUCAAAAACAUAUUUCUUCAAAUAAACCUAAGAGACAGAUUACAAAACAGAUCAGAUCAGAAGAAGUGGUUCAAGAUUCUUAUUCAGAAGACGACAGAGCGAUGGAAAGUGAAGUUAAGAAAGCUAGUUAUUUACGACAAGCCUAUGCCGAUGCAUGCCAUCUAGUGAUAAUUCGGAAGUGUUUAAGGGCAUUACGGGCUGCGUUAAAUGACGUGUGUUCGAAGAGCAGGAAAUGUUCCUCAAAGUAUAAAGACGACUUUAGAGAAUACGGCCACGAGGGUUGCAACCAGCAGUUCGAUGGUCAAAAAUCUGCCUGCAGAAUGGGUCUGGAUAUUGCUGUAGAUACACGUGAAGACUCUGAAAAGCAAGAGAACGCAGGACAUUCGGGCAUUGGGAAGCAAGAGAGAAAAGCGACGCGAAAAGAGGUUAACUGGAAGAGAUCCAUCAAAGGGAAAAAAACACCUGAACACGCCGACAACCACGAAGUGAACAUACUCCGAGACAGAUUUGAGAAAUUAUGCAAAAAGACAUCUUACACAAAAUGCAGAGCGGCUUGCAAAUACGCCUCAAACAAAAGUUGUGAUAAACACGAAUGUGUCAGUGCUAAGAAGAAAGCAUUGAAGAAAUCAUGUAAAAGAAGAUGUCAGGAGACAUAUGCGUAUAGAGGAGGGUCUGAUGAGAGUAGUGAUUAUGAUGAGAAUGAGUCUGAUUAGGCUAUUAGAGCCUCUGAUAAGGAGAGGGUCUGAUUAGGGAGUUUUAUAUGAUUUUUAAUAAAUAUAGUUUAUAUGUUAUAUGAUUUUAAUAAAUAUAGGUAUGAAUGAAACAAAAUAAUUCUUUAUUUUAUUAAACCUUAAUGGACACAGCGAGUGACUUUCUAGAUUUUGCGAAUUCACAUUGUGGGACAACUAGACGGUGCUCCGCCGGGUGCUUCUAUCUCUUGUAGCGGAGGAGAUAUAGUUGUGUAAAUUGGCCCUUAUGUUACUUGAACGCGGUGAGGAAAACUUAAAUAUGAAGUUGUCAUGAUUGCUAUAUAAAUAGCAUUUUUUUGUCAGGAGCAUACGAAAUGUUAACAGUCGCACAAGCCCGCCCCGGAAAUGUUAACAGUCACACAAACCUGCCGCGAAGAUAUUAACAGUCACACAAACCCGCCGCGAAAAUAUUAACAGUCACACAAACCCGCCGCGAAAAUGUUAACAGUCACACAAACCCGUCGCGAAAAUGUUAACAGUCACCCAAACCCGCCGCGAAAAUGUUAACAGUCACACAAACCCGCCGCGAAAAUGUUAACAGUCACACAAACCUGCCGCGAAAAUGUUCACAGUCACACAAACCCGUCGCGAAAAUGUUAACAGUCACCCAAACCCACCGCGAAAAUGUUUUCAGUCACACAAACCCGCCGCGAAAAUGUUAACAGUCACACAAACCUGCCGCGAAAAUGCCGCUCCCAUACAAUCGAAGUUAACGUUCUCAUUUUAAAACGACAUGGUUUAAUUACAUAAAUUAUACGCUAUAUCGCGUUCGUUCAAAUAGUUUUAUUUCAUGAAUAACUAUCGCGGUUAACCGAUAAUAUUUUUAUAGACUUGUUUGAUUUAUGCGCGUAGUUUUACACUAAUAUUGUUUUAGUUCCUAUCCCUUCAAAAAAAACAGUUUUUAGAAAAACAAAUGUUACUAGCUUAUAUCUACAGGCAACUAAUAUUCGUCGAGACCAUCCGAAGAACCCCAAACACAAUUAGGUUGCGUUGUAUUACCACAGAGUUCCCAUGGUCAUCUCCUGUCUCCAUUAUCAGAUCAACUUGAUUGCACCAUAAUAAUAAACAUUGUCACCCGACUUACAUAUGUAUGCAAAUUUUCAGUUUCAUCGGAAACCGUCAAGUUUAACUUGCAAGAUUUGAUAACAGACAGACAACGGGACAGGUGAAACUAAAUAAAAGCUUGUAAAAAAUCUACUGAUGCCAAAAUAAAUCGGAUGUUCGGAUGCCAAUAUAUACAACCAAACAGACGCGUACAUCCCUAGUGAAUGUGUACAAAAAGCAUACCAAGCUUUGCCUGGUCUGUGCUUUGGUUAAUAUGUACGAACACGUUAGAGUUAGUAAUAUAAAAAAUAUGUUGAUAGAAAUGUAAAAUUUACUUAACGUAUGGUUAUAUUUCGAUCCGUUGAAUUUCUACUUUUAAUUUGUUAUAUGCUUGUUUAGAUUUAAUAAAUGUAAUUGACUAUUAUGUCCAAUCAUUAGUACACUUCGUUUAAAAUUCACUUGAACCACAGAAAUAUACAGACAAAAAUCGUUUAAUGUCAAAUACACUAGCCAAAGUUACGGAUGAAAAGUCAAGCGGAUAUUUUGUAGUAUUAAAUACGGAUGCCGAUGUAUAGUUGUACGAAACAGCGCACCCCUAGUGAACGUGUACACAAAGCAUACCAAAGCUUUGUGCCCGGUCUGUGUUUUGCUUAAUUUGUACGUAGACGUUAGUUUGUGCCUAGUUUUAACAUUAUGAGGGUGUAUUCGAACGCCGAUGAAAUUUAAUUGAAAUUGAUAUUGUUAUACUAGUUUUGAUAAUGGUAUGAUUAUGAUUAUGAGUUGGCUACUGUAAUUUUUUUUAAAGAUGGCGUCAGCUUCAACUGUCUAGCUAUCACAGCCUGGUGACAGACAGACAUACAGACAAACUGAUUUAUGGAUGGAGUCUUAGUAAUGUUCCUGUUUGUACCCUUUGGGUACGGAACCCUAAUUAGGCUCCAGUAUUUUUAACUUUGAGGGUCAAAGGUGCCCCUGAACUGAUAUAAUAAAUAAUAGUAAUUCCCCUUAUGGAGUAUUGCUGUCACCUUUGGGCAGGAGCACCUGCAUGCCAGCUUGGACCAUUCGACUUAGUCCAAAGGCGCGCUGUACGAAUCGACGAUCCCAAACUCACAAGCGGUAUUGAGUCUAAGGAGAGACUUUGCCUCCUUGUGUGUGUUCUACCGCGAGUACAAUGGGCUGUGCUCUGAAGAAUUGUUUGACAUGAUGCCAACGGCCGCUUUCUAUCACCGCACCGCCCGCCGUCGGCAGGGUGUUCAUCCUCACACCCUAGAACCUAAAUGGACGCGUACUGUGCGGUUUAAGAGGAAUUUCCUCCCGCGGACGCUUCGGCUGUGGAAUGAGCUUCCUGCCGAGGUUUUCCCGAGGGGCUACAGUAUGGGGUUCUUUAAAAAGGAGUAUACAGGAUUUUAAAGGGUUGGCAACGCGCAUGUAAUAUCUCUGGUAUUGCAGGCGUCCAUAGGCUACGGUGACUGCUUACCAUCAGGCGAGCCGUAUGCUUGUUUGCCAACGACGUAGUAUAAAAAAAACCUAUUAUACGUACCAU